Messenger RNA from Terrapene triunguis (Three-toed box turtle), 1358 nucleotides. It is a transcript of the gene CCER2, whose product is annotated as coiled-coil glutamate rich protein 2. The record is from RefSeq and is a predicted model, not a curated record. The transcript is spliced from 7 exons. The coding region runs from base 210 to 1358 and encodes 382 amino acids. Lineage: Eukaryota; Metazoa; Chordata; Testudines; Emydidae. Gene Ontology annotation, cellular component: secretory granule.
AGCGCUGCUCACACACGCGCGAAGGCUGCACCUGUGGGGAUUCGGGCACGUUCGCUGGCCUUGGCUCACCAGCCGUUCUGCGGCUGCCUCCCCGGCCCGUUCCAACCCACGUCUGCUGCCCGUGAGCUCCCAGCCCGCCUGCCUUUGCUUUACGCCCGUCGUCGGCAGCAGAAUUUGGGCAGCUGUACGGGACUCGCCGCCCGCGCACCAUGCUGGCCGUCGGCCUCUGCGUCUUGCUCCUGUCCUGCUGGCACGCCGAUUCGCUGCCGUUGUCCACCCAGCUCUCGGAGGAAGACGAAAAGGUCAUCAAAUGCAUCACGGAGGUUCUGGCUGACACCCUGUCCAAAGCUAGCCCGGUUCCGGUCACCAGCGACUGCCUGAAGAUCCUGAAAGAAGACGAGCGGGUCCUGGCCAUGUUGCACCAUCACUACCUGCUGAAGGAGCUAAAGGAGCUGGUCCAUGAAGAGAACGCCCACCACCACCCGAGCCACGGCGCCUGGCAGGAGACGGAGGAGGGCCCCGAGGGGGACGAGCUGAGGAAGCGGGACAAGCCCCUUCAGCAGAGCUCGGCCGCCUCCGAGACAGUGGAGGAGAAGGAGGGCGAGGCCCGGAAGGAGGAGUAUGAGAAGACGGAGAAGAUCGAGGAGAAGGUGAAAGAGGAGAAGGUCUCGCACGGGGAGGACAGCACCCAGGUGGAGGAGGAGGCCAAGGAGAUCUUGGAGGGCGAGGAAGAGGAGGAGGAGAGGAAGAGGAGGCACGCGGAGGUGAGGCGGGCGUCGCCGAAGCUGAGGGAGAUCCGGGGCCCCGGGGCCAACAAGAAAACGGGGCCGCCAGCCAAGAGGCACUUCAGCCAAGACGACAGUUCGGAGGAGGAGCCGCCGUACCACCAUGGAGGCCGGCACCACGGGGGGCUAGAGGACUGGGAGCAGGAGGAAGAGGAGGAGGAAAAGCGGUCGGGCCCGGCCCGGCGGAAGGGCGGCCCGGCCAAGCGGAUGGCCGAGAAGGCCAGCGACGAGGAGACGGCCCAGUUCGAGGCGGAGGAGAAGGGCGUGAAAAUCUCCGACUCGCAGAGCCACCUCCACGGGGACGGGCGGCUGUGGAAGGAGGGGGAGGGGCGGUACGGCCACCGCCACGGGCCACCCGGCCACCCGCUGAAGAAGAGGCACCACGAGGAUGAGGCGGGGCACCUGAAGAGCAAGCACCAUGGCCCCCAGGAGGAGGAGGAAGAAGAGGAGGAGGAAGAGGAAGAAGAGAGGGAGGCCGAGAAGGACAAGGAACGGGAGCUGGAGAAGCUGGAAGAGAUCGAGCACGCGCUGAAGAAGGUGGCGGAGAAGCUGCGGGAGCUGCGGAGAGGGUGA